This is a messenger RNA of Anneissia japonica, 601 nucleotides long. RefSeq lists its product as uncharacterized. The record is from RefSeq and is a predicted model, not a curated record. The coding region runs from base 184 to 573 and encodes 129 amino acids. NCBI's taxonomy places the organism in Eukaryota, Metazoa, Echinodermata, Crinoidea, Comatulida, Comatulidae. The transcript has a single exon.
AUGUAAAAACAUAGGUCUCACGGUUGUUGAAAGAGUCAAAAUCAUAAUUUUUGCGUACACAACAUCACUGUUUACAGUAACUGGCACAACAACUGCUUGAAUACUCAAAGGGUUUUUUUUUUUUAAAAACUUCAAUAUUUCACGCCAUCGACUCGAGUCGUGGUCAUUCUUUAAAACUUCGUUAUGUCUAAAACAACACUCGCUAUAAGUUCAAACUCAGCGUUUACUAAGCCGGUACCUUGCUCCGACUUUUCUUUUAGUGUUGAUUCUUUGGUAGCGAACACGAAAGAAGACCAAGGAAGGAUGCUGGAGAGAACGGAAACAGAAACGUCACUUCCAAAGAACUUGACGAGCCCUAGUUCUUUCAGUAUGGAAAAUAUUCUGGCAAAACCUAGCAGUAGGCCUAUGUCGACGGGACACAGACACUCAUCUUCGUCAGAAGAUGACGGGCCCGUUUCUCCAACUUCAAACAGUACUAGCAGUAGUUAUCAUUGGGAUAACAACAAUUCAGGUUUCUCGUGGCUCCAGUCGGCAACCUUUUCACCAUCUUCGCAUCAUGUACAGAGUAAGUAAAUCUAUUGCUAUAUAUAAAGGCUUAAUA